AUGGACUUCGAAUUACACUACGGGCCCCACGUAGUACCCACCAUUAAGUGUGUCAACCAAGUUUUCUGCUCAGGACGCAAGGACGCGAACUUCAUUCAGCAUGCUCAGCGAGCUGCUACAAAAAUGGUUGCUGAUGUAAAACCUGUGGACCAUGAAUUGUCUUGUGGUGCUUUCCAUCUUUCCCCGGAGAAUCAUCACCUACGAGGAGGCCCAAUUCUUACUUAUGCCCCGUUCAAACAAGGUUUUGCCUCCAUGUUUUUCAUCGUUGAAACGUCGAACGCACGGCAAGGACAUGGAAAGGGGAUUUUCAAGCUCCAGGCGCACAGUUUUAAUGGGCAAAAAAUUUCAUUUUGGGUGGUUGUUGCGUGGAAUAACCUUCUUCUGAUGGCUGUGCAGCUCAUCUAUUCACCGGUAGCCGAUAAUAUACAGGAACAAAAUCUACCUGAGAAACUUGGUCGAAACAUUCGAUCGUGUAAGAAUUAUGACGCGCUCUUCAAACUGUUGUUAAUAGGUGAUUCUGGCGUGGGCAAGACAUGUCUUUUGUUUCGUUAUGUGGAGGAUACAUUCUCUUCAUCUUUUAUAUCUACAAUUGGAAUAGAUUUCAAAAUCAAAACCAUAGAAUUAGAGGGGAAGAAAAUCAAACUUCAGAUAUGGGAUACUGCCGGCCAAGAACGCUUUCAAACAAUAACGGCCUCGUAUUAUAGAGGCGCUAUGGGUAUUAUGUUGGUUUAUGAUAUCACAAGCCGGAGGACAUUUGAUAAUAUCAGUCGAUGGAUGGGCAAUAUUCAAUCGCUUGCAUCGCACGACGUCGAAAAGCUCGUUGUUGCAAACAAAUGCGAUAUGGAUGAUCGGAGAGUCGUUUCAACGGACGAGGCUUCUCGUAUGUGUAACGAAUAUGGGGUCAGCCUCCUGGAGACAAGCGCAAAGACAGGGCAAAAUGUGGACAAAGCGUUUGAAACGUUGACCCUUGCUAUUUUACGGAAGUCUCCUCGCGAGCCCGAAAAUACAGCGAUGUCACUAGGAAGUCGCCUUGCAGAACCAGUUGAGAAAACACCUUCCUCUUCCUGCUGUUAA
This is a messenger RNA of Opisthorchis viverrini, 1074 nucleotides long. RefSeq lists its product as hypothetical. Lineage: Eukaryota; Metazoa; Platyhelminthes; Trematoda; Opisthorchiida; Opisthorchiidae. The record is from RefSeq and is a predicted model, not a curated record. The transcript has 5 exons. Gene Ontology annotation, molecular function: GTP binding; GTPase activity. The coding region runs from base 1 to 1074 and encodes 357 amino acids.